This is a messenger RNA of Striga asiatica, 2196 nucleotides long. Lineage: Eukaryota; Viridiplantae; Streptophyta; Magnoliopsida; Lamiales; Orobanchaceae. The record is from the annotation of a GenBank genome assembly.
AUGGUUUUAAUAAUCAAAGAUUAUGCUUGGAUGCCACGCGAAAAACCCCCAUUAAAAACCCUCCAUUUCUCUUCAUACAUCACAAUCAAGCACAACAAAGGAACAAGGCAAAUGGGGGACAAGAGGAUGAAGAAGAGAGAGAAAAAAUCAUCCCCGAGAAAGGCAGCCCCCGGCGGCCGCCGGGACGUCAAGCCGGAAUCCGAACAUCCGAUCCUCCCAAUCACCGUUCGUGAAAAAGACAGGCGACGGCGGGAGAUUAUACGUGUCAACAAAUCGGGAUCGGGCGUGGUCACCAAGUCAUGGGUAGUCCCAUCUUCCUCCUCUUGCAACCUUAAUCAGCCGCCGCGUAAACAUUCGUGGCCUCAGCUUGCCCUAAUCGACAUCCCUCCCGAAAUCCGAACAACCAACGUUCCCGGAAAAUACAGCCUCAAGGGUUUUUUCCAUCGACGCCAAGCGAAAUUGUAUUCUAGCGAUAAAUUUCUCUGGGGCCGGUACUAUUACAAUCUCUGGUCCCCGGACUACAGUCUGCGCAGUGACAGCAGUGUCCACUUCAGACGCUGCCUGAGCUCCGGCGGCGCCCAAUUUGUUAUAACCGGCCUUACUUCACCGGCUUUCGCAUUCCCUAAAGUAGUCGAGGAAUAUUGGGUCGACAAAUUCAGAUAUCACAGGCGUUGGGUGUCGAUAAUGAAGAACUGCACGGUUAUCGAGCCUUUCUCAACAACCGAUCAUCAAUACAUGGAGUUCACAAACCUUACCGGGCACCAAGGGAAAAUCUACGCCAUUAGCCGGCAGGGCAGCCUCGCGGUUAUCGAGUACAGUGAAAGUUCAACGGAUUACGAAAUUACCCGUUUGGGGAAAAACCGAGCUGUCCCUAGUAAGGCAUGCCGGCACUUUAGGGAGCAUUUGUUCGAGUACAAAGGUGGAAUCUUUUUGGUGUUUUUGCUGUCUAGGGCUUCGGUGGAUGUGGUGGAUGACGUGGAGGUUUUCGGGCUGGACGAGUCGAGUCUGUGUUGGAAGAAAGUCGAGAAGCUUCCGGAUGAUACUGUGUUUUUCGUGGAGGACAAGUGUUGCUUGGGGGUCUCGGCGAGUUUAUUUGGGUGCAAAAGUGGGGAAAACUGCGUGUACUUCACGUACGAGAGGGCCGAAAAUUGGUUUUGUUUCAACAUGAAAACGAGCCGCAUUUCGGCUACAGAGGAACCGGCAAAUGGGGGACAAAAAGAUGAAGAAGAAAGAGAAAAAAUCAUCCCCGAAAAAGGCUGCCGCCGUGACGUCAAGCCAGAAUCCGAAUGGCCGAGCCUCCCAAUCACCGUCGGUGAAAAAGACUGGUUACGUGUCAACAAAUCGGGAUCCGGCGUGGUCACCAAGUCAUGGGUAGUCCAAUCUUCCUCCUCUUGCAACCUUAAUCAGCCGCCGCGUAAGCAUUCGUGGCCUCAGCUUGCCCUAAUCGACAUCCCCCCCGAAAUCCAAACAACCGACGUUCCCGGAAAAUACAGCCUCAAGGGUUUUUUCCAUCGACGCCAAGCGAAAUGGUAUUCUAGCGAUAAAUUUCUCUUGGGCUGGGACUUUUUCAAUCGCUGGUCCCUGGACUACAGUCUGCGUAGUGACAGCAGUGUCCACUUCAGAUGCUGCCUGAACUCCGGCGGGACCCAAUUCGUCAUAACCGGCCUUACUUCACCGGCUUUCGCAUUCUGUAGCAAAGUCGAAAGACAAUACCUCAGCGACGGCCGCAUUGGCACGCACUAUGAGUGGGUAAUGAAAAACUGCAAGAUUGUCGAGCCUUGCUCGACAACUGGUCAUCAGUACAUGGAGUUCACGAACCUCAUCGGGCUCGGAGGGAAAUUCUACGCCAUUAGCCGGCAGGGCAGCCUCGUGGUUAUCGAGGAUAAGGAUGGUUUCAGGAAUUACGAAAUUACCCUUUUAGGAAAAAACCGAGCUGUCCCAAGUAAGCCAUGCCGGCACUUUAGGGAGCAUUUGUUCGAGUACAAAGGCGGAAUCUUUUUGGUGUUUUUGCUGUCGAGGGCUUCGGUGAAUGUGGUGGAUGACGUGGAGGUUUUCGGGCUAGAUGAGUCGAGUCUGUGUUGGAAGAAAGUCGAGAAGCUUCCGGAUGAUACGGUGUUUUUCGUGGAGGACAAGUGUUGCUUGGGGGGCUCGGCGAGUUUACUUGGCUGUAAAAGGGGGAACAACUGCGUGCACUUC